Messenger RNA from Grammomys surdaster, 2060 nucleotides. It is a transcript of the gene Slc25a51, whose product is annotated as solute carrier family 25 member 51. The coding region runs from base 200 to 1096 and encodes 298 amino acids. The transcript is spliced from 3 exons. The record is from RefSeq and is a predicted model, not a curated record. NCBI's taxonomy places the organism in Eukaryota, Metazoa, Chordata, Mammalia, Rodentia, Muridae.
CGGGCUCGCUCGCCGGCCGUCCUGCGGGCGGGCGCCCCGGGCCGUGGGAAAUGCAACUAUCAAAAGUGACUUCAGAAGAGAGAAGGCUAACAAUGGAAAACACUGGCAAAGUUCCCAGAAAGCUGUCCUCUUCAGUGCCAGGCUCAGCUGAUGUCACAGGUUAAAACAGUCUUCCCCAGAGAGGAAAGCUCAGAGCACCAUGAUGGACUCAGAAGCGCAUGACAAGAGGCCCCCAAUGUUGACCUCUUCAAACCAGGAUCUGUCACCUCACAUUGCGGACGUGGGGGACAUAAAGCAUUACUUGUGUGGCUGCUGCGCAGCUUUCAACAACGUGGCCAUCACAUACCCUGUUCAGAAGAUUCUCUUUCGGCAGCAGCUGUACGGCAUCAAAACCCGGGAUGCCAUCCUGCAGUUGAGGAAGGAUGGGUUCCGAAACUUGUACCGAGGAAUCCUCCCCCCGCUGAUGCAGAAGACGACCACGCUGGCACUUAUGUUUGGUCUGUAUGAGGACCUGUCGCGCCUGCUCCGCAAGCAUGUGAGCAGUGCUCCCGAGUUUGCCACUCGAAGUGUGGCGGCGCUGCUCGCCGGGACAACAGAAGCCAUUCUCACUCCAUUUGAAAGGGUUCAGACUUUGCUUCAGGACCACAAGCAUCACGAUAAGUUCACAAACACUUACCAGGCCUUCCGGGCGCUCAGAUGCCAUGGGAUUGCAGAGUAUUACCGUGGCUUGGUGCCCAUCCUUUUCCGAAAUGGGUUCAGCAAUAUCCUUUUUUUUGGCCUUCGAGGGCCCAUUAAGGAGCAUCUGCCUACUGCCACUACACACAGCGCACAUCUGGUCAACGACUUCAUCUGUGGAGGUGUGCUCGGAGCCAUGCUGGGGUUCCUAAGCUUCCCAGUCAAUGUUGUCAAAGCCCGAAUACAGUCUCAGAUUGGCGGGCCAUUCCAGUCUCUCCCCAUGGUCUUCAAGACAAUCUGGAUAGAACGGGACAGGAAACUGAUCAAUCUUUUCAGAGGUGCACAUCUGAAUUACCACCGUUCUCUCAUCUCCUGGGGAAUAAUCAAUGCAACUUACGAGUUUUUGUUAAAGAUUGUAUGAUAAGGCCACUACCUGAGAUGUUAUUCUCAGCUAGCUAGACCUAAGGAAAAUGCAAUUUGGCAUUGUUCCUAAUUGGCUUAAAUACAAGUUGGUGUCAUUAAGACCAAGCCAUAAUUUACAGACAAAGCAUUGACAAAAACAGAGGAAGGUUUCAGUGGGCAGGGCAGGUGUCAGGGUUAGGGUUUGGUCAUUACUCCAGAACUUUAGGCUGUUGCCUGGGAACCAGCCUGUACCUGACGACCUUUCAGGGCGGCUGCCAGCUGAGAUUGAUUUCUUUUCCUCCUGGAAGGGUUGCUAGGCCUUCUGCGUGGAAAGUGUGGCGUCAGCAGCCAGAGCACGUGCUCCUAGCCCGGCCUUCUCAGCCUCACUCUCACCUCAUUUGUUCCGUCUCUGCUCUUAGGAGGGCCAUCGUCAUGAAACCCCAGCUCUGCACGAGGACUGGAGCCCAGAUGGCUCAGAGCCAUGGGUUAGCUUUGAAACCAAGUGCUGGUGAGCUAGUUGUUAGCCAAACUGUUUCUGUUCAGAAACCAAGUGCUGGUGAGCUAGUCGUUAGCCAAACUGUUUCUGUUCAGAAACCAAGUGCUGGUGAGCUAGUCGUUAGCCAAACUAUUUCUGUUCAGAUGAGAUAGAGCUGAGCAGCUAACGAAAGCUUCCAUUUUGCUGUUUAGCUUUGAACAUUUUCUGUUUAAUUCUGAAUAUGACUUUAAGCCCUUCCAGAAUGUCCUUGUGCUGUUUUUACUGAAUUCAUUGCCAAAAGAUAGGGUGCCCUCGUUAACUUCUGUUCUGUGCUUCAUCGUGGUAAGCUGUUCACGGCAAGCUCUACUGUUUUGCUUGACUUCUUUGUGCUACUGGUGUCGACACAGCUGACCAGUGGGGACAUUGUCCCUUGUGAGUAGUAACUGUCAUGUCUAUCCUGUUCUCUGGUACUAGACUUUAAGAAAAUAAACACUUCCAUAAAGUUUUA